Messenger RNA from Nycticebus coucang (slow loris), 795 nucleotides. RefSeq names its product ribosomal protein L32 (gene RPL32). NCBI's taxonomy places the organism in Eukaryota, Metazoa, Chordata, Mammalia, Primates, Lorisidae. The record is from RefSeq and is a predicted model, not a curated record. Gene Ontology annotation, cellular component: ribosome; cytosolic large ribosomal subunit. The coding region runs from base 335 to 742 and encodes 135 amino acids. The transcript is spliced from 5 exons. Gene Ontology annotation, biological process: translation. Gene Ontology annotation, molecular function: structural constituent of ribosome.
CGUUAACCAUCCGCAUUUGUGCGGUCUCCAUCGGGCCUCUUUGCCUGCCCUGGUGAAGAAGCCUCUCCUUUCGCGAGGUUGCCUAUAUGGGUUUUGUCGUUGUCGGCUUGCUGGAGCGUGUACAGGAAUAGCAAAGCGGCCCGGAGGGUGAAGGGGCUUUGCCUACCGAGGCCGUUUGCUCUCCUGCGCAGGCCGCGUGGGGCCAGGUUAGCUGUGGGCAUUCUUUCUUGGUCUCUAAGAGAUGACCCCUGACCUCCUGGGAUCGCAUCUGGAGAGCCUCUAGUGUUCUGCCAGCUUCGGAAGCAGGAGGGAAAGCGAGCCUAGCAGAGGCAUCAUGGCCGCCCUCAGACCUCUUGUGAAGCCAAAGAUCGUCAAAAAGAGGACCAAGAAGUUUAUCCGGCACCAGUCAGAUCGAUAUGUCAAAAUUAAGCGUAACUGGCGGAAACCCAGAGGUAUUGACAAUAGGGUUCGGAGAAGAUUCAAGGGCCAGAUAUUGAUGCCUAACAUUGGUUACGGGAGCAACAAGAAAACAAAGCAUAUGCUGCCCAGUGGUUUCCGGAAGUUUCUCGUCCACAACGUCAAGGAGCUGGAAGUGCUGCUGAUGUGCAACAAAUCUUAUUGUGCAGAGAUUGCUCACAACGUUUCCUCCAAGAACCGCAAAGCCAUUGUGGAAAGAGCAGCCCAGCUGGCCAUCAGAGUCACCAAUCCCAAUGCCAGGCUGCGCAGUGAAGAAAAUGAAUAGACAGCUGAUGUGCACAUGCUAUUUGUGUUUAAAUAAAACCAUAAAUACCGCCA